CAGUAUCCCAGCUCCCCCGUUUGUACUAUCAAAUCAAUCAAUUAAAUGUAUUUUAUGAAGCCCUUUUAACAUCAGCAGUUGUUCCAAACACCCAGCCUAAAACCCCAGAGUCAGCAGCAACAGGGUUGAUUCACGGUGGCUGGGAUAAUCUCUCUAAUCAUAGCUUCUCCGGAAGGUUGAUGCUGUCACAAAACAACUCCCCUCCGUAAGCCCGGCUCGGCCCUUUUUUGACAAACACAGAAGAAUGUUUUCAGGCAGGCCCUGAACUGAUAGUCACAUGCAGAUUCCCUUGUCUCUUGGAAAACGCUACGGAACCCCCGACAGAGAUCAGACGUGUCUUGGCCCUUCAAGAUGGUUGGGAGUUUUGGAAGUGUGAGGACACAUUGGAUCUCUAACACUCGCCUUCAACCCGAGGUCACUGGCUUUGAAGACUCUCACUGAUGUCUGGUUCCGCGUCACACUCAUGCCAAGACCCUGAUGAGGUUGUCGUAUGAUUGUUCCUCCGUCCUCCCCCAAUCCAACUCCCACGCUGAUACUGACUACAUCUGGAAGUGUCAAACAACGGGUGUCAAACAACGAGCCCAGCUGUUACUGUGUUCACCUGAGGAGAUGGACUGAGAAGCAAUGAAGACAUCUGGAUUGAAGUCACCAGCAGGAACAGCGUGGAAGAGUUAUCUCCUUGCCGCAGUAGGGUGCCUGGGGCUGCUGUGUGUUCUCCUCCUGGCUGGGAUCAUCGGCCUGGUCCUCCAACUGAGAAACCAACUGACCGGCUACAACGUCCUGAUUACAGAGAGAGACCAGCUAUACACCAGCUACAACAACCUGACAAAAGAGAGAGACCGGCUAAAACAAUCUUUAGUGCAGAAAGGGUGUCCAAAAAGAUGGGAGCGGUUUGGGUCCAGCUGUUACUACCUCUCCGGUAAGGACAGUAACUGGAUGGACAGCCGAGAGGACUGCCUGGAGAGAGGAGCAGACCUGGUGAUCAUCAGCAGCCCUGAGGAACAGACAUUCGUUAGUGGAUUAAAACCCAAAGGCCGUGGGGUAUGGAUUGGCCUGAAGGGCUCUGUUACCAACGCAACCUGGACAUGGGUGGACGGAACAACAAUGACCACCUCAGCUUUUUGUCUACAGGUUUUGGGGACCAAAAGAGCCUAAUGGUGAAGCAGACGUGAAUUGUGUGAUUUCUGGGUUUAGUUCAUUGGACACAGCACGUUGGUGGGACUGGACAUGUUCAUCUGUAACAAAGUGGA
Molecule: messenger RNA, 1250 nt
Organism: Esox lucius (northern pike)
Lineage: Eukaryota; Metazoa; Chordata; Actinopteri; Esociformes; Esocidae
Product: CD209 antigen-like protein E
Exons: 7
Coding region: 625-1155 (176 amino acids)
Source: RefSeq, a predicted model, not a curated record